Molecule: messenger RNA, 2553 nt
Organism: Plasmodium gaboni
Lineage: Eukaryota; Apicomplexa; Aconoidasida; Haemosporida; Plasmodiidae
Exons: 1
Coding region: 1-2553 (850 amino acids)
Source: RefSeq, a predicted model, not a curated record
AUGGAUAGUAGUAGACAAGAGAUAAAAAUAAAAAAUGAAGUGAAAAAUAAAAAAAAAUUAACUAAUACUUGUGUGUGUUCUUUUGAAAAAAAUAAUGAAAAUGCAAAUAUAAAAUUAUUAGGAAAUUUCCACAAAAUAACUUCUAGUAAUGAUAAUAAAAAAGAGGAAAAGACAAUAGAAAGAAUAAAAGAAAAAAUAAUAAGGAAAUGUAAAAUAGAUGAUAUUAAUAAUAUAAAAAAUAGUAGUAGUAGUGAAAAUAACAUAGAAGAGAAUAAUAUAUUAAAAUAUUUGAAUAAAAAUUGUUCAAAACAAAAAUCUAACGAAAUAAAUAAAGAAAAGAAAUGCUCCAAAUUGAUGAACCAAUAUAUAACUCCAGUUGUCAGUAUGCCAUCUAAUGAGAAGAUUAAUUAUUACAUACAUAAGGAGAAUAACAAAAAGAUGAAUAAAUUAAAUGAUAUAGAAAAUAUAAGUUCUUCGUCAUACAAAAAAUAUUCCAAUGAACAAAUUAAUGAAAACAAAAAAGAAGAUAGUGAAAAAUCUACCAUUCGUUGUAAUGAAACUGAUAGAUUAAAUGGAAAAAAUAUUAAAGAUUGUAAUAAAUUAUGUAAAGAAGUAAAUGAUAAUAAUCAUUCUGUGAUUGAUAUAAAUCCAUGUAAUUAUGAUAUAAAAAAAAAAAAAAAUGAAGAAAAUAAUAAUAUGGAUGAUAAUUCAUAUGUUCAUAUUAAAGAAAUGGGGAAUGUAAAAAGUAAUUAUUCUUUUCAGAAAAUUAUAGAAUAUAAUGACGAACAAUUAAAAAAGAUAUUUUUUAAAAACAAAGAAGAUGACACAAAUUCAAAAGGUCAGCAUAAUUCUGCUAAGUAUUGUGAUAAAUAUUUGGAGACAUUUUAUAAUAUGGAAAAUGAGGAUUUAUAUAAUAAUAGUAAAAGUAAUAAUCUAAUAAAUAAUAAUAUUAAUAUAGAUAUUAAUAUUGAUAUGAAUUCAAGUAAUAUUAAUAAUUGUAAUUCUUAUAAAAGAAAUAGUAUAAACAUAAAUCAAGUUGAUGAUUCCAUUCCUCCAAGUGAACAUAAUACAUUAAGUUAUGAUGAAGAAAGAAAAAAUAAUGAUUUUAAUGAGGAUGAUUCAGAAAAUAAUAAUAUUUUAAAAAAGAAAUCCUUUGAUGAAAAGGAGUGGGUUCAAAUUAAUGAAUCUCCUAAUUUUUGGGAUUCAUUAAAAAAUAAUUUAAGAAAUGUGUUUUUAAUGAAAACGGAAGAUGAUAACUAUAUAAAGAAGGAAGACAAAGUGAAGAAGGUGAAUGAUGAUGCGAAUAAGAAAGAUAAAGACAGUGAAAAUGUAUUAUCUGGAAUAGAAAAGGAUAAUAAAAUGAUAUGUGAAACUAAAAUAAUUGAUAAUAAUAAAAUAAAAAAAAAAAAUGUUGAUAAUAAUAAUAAUAAUAAUAUUAAAAAUAUUAUUGAUAAUAAUAAUAAUAAUUGUGUUGAUGUUAGUAGGCCAUCACGAGAUAAUGGAUCGUUUCCUUUUCCCGCAGAUAUUUAUGUAAGAUGCCUAAAUUUUCUCAAGUUGGAAAAUAUAUUAAAAUGCGAACUACUAAAUAAGAUGAGUUGUCAUGUUAUAAAUAAUAGUAUGGGUGUAUUUACAUAUAUAAGAAAAUUAAAUUUAGAUGAGAAAUGGUCUAUCCUUCCAAUAUAUAAAAGACAAUUUUAUUUACAUCAGAUGAGAAAUAUAAGACAUUUAAAUACAUCUGAAAAGAUAUAUGUUGAGAAUGGUAUGUAUAUUCAUGAAGUUGCAGCAAUUAUAUAUCAAAAUUUGUCAAGUUUAAAAACGAUUGAAUUAUUAUCACCUGAAUAUUUUAUGAAUGAUAAUACACCUCGGCAUGAGCCUUUUUCUUUAUAUCCAUCAGUAUUUGAAAGAUUAGAAAAAUUAACAAUAAUAGGAUGUCAAACUUUGGAAUGGUUACACAUAUUUAGAAAUUGUUCAUUUCCUUUAUUAAAAAAGUUUGAAGUAUGUUAUUAUCCUUUACAUCAUGAUCAUUGGUAUUGGAAUUUUGUUUUUGAUUUCACCCAAUUAGGAUUACAAGGGUUAUACAAAAUAUUAUAUACAAUGGAAAAUUUACAAAAAUUAAUAAUUGGCUUUGAUGUAUGGUUUGACAAUUUGGAAGGGCAAAUAUAUAAUCCUUUAGAAAGUCAUAGAAAUGAAUUACAAGAAUAUCGUAUAAUAAAUAAUAAUAGAAAUGAGAGAUAUAAUAAUAUUUCUUCUUUAUCAAUUCCUCCAGCUAAUGGAUAUCCUACUAGAACGUUUAAAAGUUAUCGUGGGAAAUUAUGUGAAGAAGAUUUUAGUGAUAUAUUUACCAUAGCUUAUUAUAUGUCAGGGAAAUGUGGGAAAUUAACUCGUAUAAUGAUAAAAUAUAGGGAUUCAAAUGAAUAUUAUGAAGAUGAAAUUGGAAAGGAUGAGGUAGUGAAUGAGUUAAUAUCAGAAGCAUCUAAUACAGCAUCUACAUAUUACAAUUAUGUUUUAAAUUGGUUUAGAUCACCAGAUGAAAUUGUUCCACGCGCUUCCUAA